This is a messenger RNA of Naegleria gruberi, 2797 nucleotides long. RefSeq lists its product as uncharacterized. Gene Ontology annotation, molecular function: protein binding. Bases 1 to 2778 code for a protein of 925 amino acids. Lineage: Eukaryota; Heterolobosea; Eutetramitea; Acrasida; Naegleriidae. The record is from RefSeq and is a predicted model, not a curated record. The transcript has 3 exons.
AUGGCCUCUCAAUCUCAUUCCUCGUGGCUGAUUAUUAGCUUGUUGCUAAUUGCCCUGUUAACUUCAUCAAUAGUGUAUGCACAACAACAAAAAUUGGAUCCUCUCUAUAGGAUUAGUACAAUUGCAGGAGGUGGAUUUGAUGAUAAUGUGAAUGCAGGACAAGUUUCAAUCUCACCAACCAAAGUUAAAGUUGAUCGUAAAACUGGAAACGUUUAUGUUUCAGACAGAAUUAAUAGCAGAAUUAGAAAAAUUGAUAUCAAUACAGGAAAAGCAACCACUAUUGCUGGUAAUGGUAUCAUUGGAUAUUCUGGAGAUGGUCAAUUGGCAACUCAAGCUAACAUUAACAAUCCUGGAAAAGUUGAACUCUCUUCCACUAACGAUAUUUACUUUGCUGAUACUGAAAAUCACAGAAUUAGAAAAAUCUUUGCUAACGGCACUAUUAUAACAAUUGCUGGUUGUGGUAAAUUUGGUUUUGACUUGAAUGAAGUUUCUCCUGUUCCUGCCAGUGAAGCCAAAAUUAACUUUCCAAAAGCUGUCAAACUUUCUCACGAUGAAAAACAAUUGUACAUUACUGACACUGCUGCUCACAUGAUCAAAUCAUACUCAUUCGAAACUGGAUUAGUUUCUAUUAUUGCUGGUUCCCUCUAUCGCGUACCAGUCAACAAUGAAACAACAACAGUAGGUGUUGAAUCUCCAAUGGGUCUUUCAAUCAAUCCUGAAACAAAGGAACUUUACUUUGUUGACAGUAUUGGUGUUAAAAAGAUUAAUCAAAAUGGUACUGUUGAAUUGGUUGUUGGUGGUAGCACUGACAAAUUCAGUGGAGAUGGUGGUUUGGCAAUCUUGGCUGGUAUCUCAGCAACUGAUAUUGAAUUUGCUGAAACUACUACACUUUACAUUGCUGACACCAAUAAUAAUAGAAUCAGAGUUGUUGGUACUAAUGGUUUCAUUAAUACUAUUGCUGGUAAUGGUGUUAUGGGAGGAAGUACUGCUGGCGUUCAAGGUGUUGAUUCUCCUGUUAUUGCUGGUGGUGUUUCAUCUUUUGAUGGUGAGGUCUACUUUGCUGAUCUUUACACAGUUUCCAAGGUUGACGUUGGUGGAUUUAUUAGACGUGUUGCUGGUAAUGGACAACCUAAAUAUUUGGGUAAUAACAAGUUGGCCACUGAGAGUCAAUUGUUCCAACCAAGAGGUGUUGCUGUUUCACCAAGUGGUGAAGUUUUUAUCAGUGAUAUUGCUGAAGAUACAGUUAGAAGAAUUGGUAGUGAUGGUAUUAUUACACCAUUUGCUGGUGGUUCCUAUGAAAAUGUAGUCAAUCAAGAUAAUGUUCUUGCUCUGAGUACUUACCUCAACAAUCCUAAAGCUCUCGAAUUCUCAUCAGGUGAAUUAUUCAUUUCUGACAUGAACAGAAUUAGAAAGAUCAAGGACAAUCUCAUCUCUACAGUAACUGGUUCCAAAACAUCAGAUAGACCACAUGGUAUUGCUAUCUUUAAUGGAAUGAUUUAUGUUGCUGAUCCAAAAACUCACAGAGUCAUUCGUAUUUCACAAGAUGGUUCUUCUACUGUUAUUGCUGGAACUGGCGUUGCUGGUUAUUCAGGAGAUGGUCAAUUGGCUACUCAAGCUCAAUUGUUCAACGUUUCUGGUGUCUCUGUUUUACCAAACGGUGAGGUUGUCAUUGCAGACACCAGUAACCAUAGAAUUAGAAAGAUCAACAUUGAUGGUAUCAUUCAAACUAUUUGUGGUACUGGCGUUGCAGGAUAUUCCGGGGAAAACAUUUUGGCCACUAACUCUCAAUUGAACUUGCCAAUAGAUGUUGAAGUUUCUCCAAUCAGUAGUGAAAUCUUCAUUGUUGAUACUAAUAAUCAUAGAAUUAGAAAAAUCAAUUCUGAUGGUAAACUUGUAACAAUUGCUGGUACUGGAGUUGCAUCUUUGAAUGGAGAUGGACAAAUUUCUACCUUUGCCUCAAUCAACACUCCAACUACAAUCUCAAUCUCACCAACCACUGGUCAGAUAUUUAUUGCUGAUUAUGAAAAUAGAAGAGUUAGAAAGUUGGAUCCAUUCUUUAUUGAAUCAUUCAAUUACAAUCUUACCUCUGGUGGAGAACUCAAAACUGAACCAGUUAAAAAUUUGGAACAAUUAGAUGCCAAGGUUGUUGUCUUUGAAAAGACAGAUACUAUUACCGUAACCUUCCCUCCAAAUUUUAAUACUCAACUCAACAAUUCCAAUCAAAAUACCCCAACUACCGAUUUAACCCUAGUAAGUUCUGUCUACGAAGUAGAUAAAGAAAAGGAGAAUCCAUCCCAAGUUGAGAAAGCAAUCAGCAGUCCAAUUGUUACUGUUUCCAUUCUUCAAUCAGAUGGUUCUCCAUUCAAAGUUAAAGAACUAUCAACACCAAUUGACAUUUACUUUAAAGAUGUACUUGUCUCAAAUUAUGACAGCAAGGAACCAUUUAAUUACACUUGCAUGUAUUUCAAUACUGAAUUCAACGAAUGGAAGAAUGAUGGUGUUGAAACAGUUUUAGUCAAAUCAAACGUUGACUCAAACACACUUGUCUUUACCAUGACAUGUAAAACUAGUCACUUGACAUCCUUCUCAGUUAUCGACCUCAAUUUAAUCAAGGAAAACAAACCAAGAUCAUCAGCUGGAUUGAGCAAUGAAGCCAUCAUUGCCAUUGUAGUUUCCAUUGUUGGUUCUGUCUUGGUCAUUGGUGUCGUUUCUGCAAUCAUUAUCACAACUUGUUGUGUUUUGAAAUUGAAGAAUAAGGGUGCUGCAACUAAAAUCUAAAUAAAUUCUAAUUGAUAAU